Molecule: messenger RNA, 2184 nt
Organism: Anisakis simplex (herring worm)
Lineage: Eukaryota; Metazoa; Nematoda; Chromadorea; Rhabditida; Anisakidae
Source: the annotation of a GenBank genome assembly
AUGAAUGGUGCGCCAGGGGGCCGCCAGCAUUGUGGGGCCACUCCACAGAAGCGCAACCCAGCUUCAUCAUUCCGUGCACCACCUCAGCAGCAGCAGCAGCAACAGCAUCCAACGACAAUCGGCGCCAUUUUUCCGCAAUCUGAUGAUGCUGCUCCUAAUGGCCAACAUGUGGCUCAUAUUAUUUCGUCAUCACAGACAACACUUCCAUUGGUUACUGCAGCCUCAGCACAACAAGUACCGGCGUCUGCAGUGAGGGAUCCGUCCACGCAUUCUCUUCCAUUUUUGCAUUCAUCAGCCUUACAACAUACAGGCGGCUGGCCGCCUCAGUUUGAUUUACAAAUCCCUACUUUACAGUCUUUAUAUUCUGUGCAGCAAUCAGCGACAUCACUUCGUUUCGGUCAACAUCCCCAUCAGCAAUCAAUCGCAUCACAGUUCUCGUCACCGAUCGCUAACCCUCCACAGCUUCCCCAGCUACAAGCCCCUGCACAGCCCCAACCCCAACAAGCACAGCCAUCUUCUGCGUUGAACGCAUCAUCGGUUGUCGUUCCAUCGCUAUCUGCAUCCUCAUCGCAAACCAACCUACAACAGCCCUCACCAUUACUACACGCACAACAGCAGGCCGCAUCCGCGUCACUCGCCGCGGGCGGCGAGAUUGGUGUGUUGUGCGCAUCGUCACCACGCACGUGUUCAUUUACGGCAGGCGGCAUGCCGAGCGCUAGUGGCACCACGACGAGCAGCAGCAACCUAGCGUCGCAGAUGGCAACCACCGCGGGUGCGGUUCAAAUGCUGGCCGCUGGCGGUUCUUUGAAUCCAGCAUUUCUGGCUCAAUAUCAGCUCUUGAUUGCGGCAGCUGCACAGCAACAACAACAAGCCGCUGCGGCCGCAGCUGCCGCCAUCGCUGCCGCGUCCGGGAACCGUAUGAGCACAUCUCCAUUAGCACCGUUCGAAUCUAAUUUGCAACGUUAUAUGCUGCAACUACAACAGCAACAGCAACUGGCAACUGCCUCGGGACAUGUUGUGCCCUCUUCACCCCUUCAUACUCCGUCCCCUCUUCCCGCACAUAUGCAAGCUGCAAUCGCUGCUUCGUUCCCUCAAUCACCUAUCGGACAGGUAGCUGGGCAGUCGCGUUCGACGGCAACUACUUCACCAACGAAUCCACAAGCUAUAACGCUAGCUAGUCGAACGCUCUCGGAUUCGGCUUCAUGCAGUCAACAGUCUUUGCUUUCCAGAUUAACACAACGUCAAAGCAGCUCAUCACUUACGGGUUCUUCUUCUAGCAGUACAUUUCCUUCAACGUCUGCGCUACAUUCUCGAUACGGUCAUUUAGUUUCCUCAAAGUUGUGCUUCAGUAAUGCAAUAAAAACGGAGUUCUCAUUUGCAGCUCAAAACCGGGGAAAUUUGAUGCCUCCACCACCCAUACCACGUUCGCGACAUGCCUCUUUAUCUCUUCCAUCAACUAGCCAAAUUCGUCAAAGGCCGUCCGCUCUUCCUUAUCAACGUCCUGCGCGAAGCGCUGAUGUCCCUUUCGAAAUGGGCACACUUUGUUCACAGCCGUACUACCCCUCUCAUUUUAUGCGAGGGACAGUGAUACGGUUACAGUCGGGUCAACUGAAACGGGUUGAAGAGAUGAGCACAAGCGAUUUUGUGCUAUCGGCGGCCAUGAAAUCCGAUCUCAGCCUGUGCAACAGCACAGUCGUUAGCAUUCAGGAAGUCGACAAGGAUCGCCAUGUUCUUGUUACGUUUGCCGUGGGAGAACACAACACUCAGGUAUCGAUCGAGGCAGGCAUAGAACAUCCGUACUUUGUUGUGGGACAAGGAUGGGCGUCAUGCAGCCCCGAGCGAACGAGAAAUACAUACGGGUUACAGUGCAAACGGCUCGCUGUCGGUGACGUUUGCAUCACGAUACGACAUUGCGAGAAAGGAGAAGAGGGAGGAGGUGCGUGUUGCUCCUCAACGAAUCCAACAACAACGUUGACUGACGAACCUUCAUGCUCGUCGUCUUCAUCAGUGGAGCGACGUAUUUCAUCGUCCGCUGAAGUGCUAUCGGAUUUUAAACGUGGUCAUUCUAACGAAAUGGGUCGUGGAGAUUCAAAUGGAGGUUGGCGAUCCGCACCUCCAUAUCCGCCCCAUCCGAAUGGCGCUCAAUCUCAGUCGAGGAGGCAACGACACAAAUCCUCAACAUAA